AUGAAUAGAGUAUUAUAAUUGAUUUAUAAACUUAAAUUUCACACUUAUAUUAUGAGAUCCAGCUUAGCUCUUCGUUUAAGAAAUUCUAUAGAUAAUACUCAUAUUUAAUAUGACAAUAAAUACUCCGUUCAUGUGAAUACUUAACAUCCUGUAAUGAGUCCUAGGAAGUCAGUUGAUAAAACUACCAUCAAUUAGAUUUAUAAAGUAACUUAACCACAUCAAAUUAAACAUAAAACAACAAAAUUGGGAAGGGAUUCAUGUGGCUAUAAUGUUAGAUACAACAAUUCUGUUGAUGUAAGUUUAGAAGAAUUAAAGAAAAUAAAAACAUUAGAAAAAAGUUUAUAUUGCAUUUAAGACAAUAGAUAAAGAGGCGAUAAUAAAAUCAUUAAUGAUAAAGUUCUAAAAGAGAACCCUUUCUAAAUCAGCAAUAACUUAGAUAAAUAACCGAAAAGAUAUUCUCUCCCUGUUUUAAAUAAGAAAUAAUCGCCUUAACAUAGUAACCAGGAUAAAAUCAAGAUUCCAGUGUUGCCAGUCAUAUCUGAAAAUAUUAAUGCCAAAUAAAACAACUUUAGUAUCGAAAAAUGUUUGGAAGACCUAAAUAAAAUUAAGAGCGGUGGACAUAAAGAGUAUCCAUAAUCAACGGAAAGAAUUUUGGACUUAUUAUUACUAAACACAUGCGAUUUAAAAAAAAUCUUCAAAAACCAGAACCAAAAGAACAAAAGGAAAAUAAUUGUUUAAAGUAAAGUGCCUUAAGAUUUUUUUAAUAUUUUAAAAAACUACUGA
Molecule: messenger RNA, 783 nt
Organism: Paramecium tetraurelia
Lineage: Eukaryota; Ciliophora; Oligohymenophorea; Peniculida; Parameciidae
Exons: 2
Source: RefSeq, a predicted model, not a curated record